CAGGGUUUACUGAGAUAGUGUUCUGCGCUGUUACGAGUCAGGAGCAUGUAAAAGGAUACGGAACACAUUUAAUGAAUAUGCUAAAAGAUUAUCACAUCAAGAACAACAAACUGCAUUUUCUAACAUUUGCGGAUGAGUUUGCCAUUGGAUAUUUCAAAAAGCAAGGAUUUAGCAAAGAGAUAAAACUGCCGAAGCCGAUAUAUCAAGGAUAUAUCAAAGAUUAUGAAGGAGCGACAUUGAUGCACUGUGAACUAAAUGCUAAAAUAGUGUAUACCGAAUUUACAGCGGUUAUCAGGAAGCAGAAGGAGAUUGUGAAAAAGCUGAUUCACCAAAGACAACAAGAGAUUCAAAAAGUUCAUCCAGGGUUAACGUGCUUCAAAGACGAUGUAAAAAGUAUUCCCGUCGAAUCCAUUCCAGGAAUUCGCGAAACUGGAUGGAAAAGUUACUGUCAAACGAGAACAAGAGGUGUAACGAAAGGGACGCAAGGUUCAGAAGUUGGAGAUUAUUAUACAGAUAUGUCAGAGUGUCUUUAUAACUCUUUAAAUAAUGUUUUAAAUAGUGUGAAAGUUCACAGUGCAGCUUGGCCAUUUGUGGAACCUGUAGACAAAGACGAAGUUCCGGAUUAUUACGAUCACAUAAAAUAUCCGAUGGAUCUUAAGACUAUGGAGGAACGUUUGAAGUCUAAAUAUUAUGUGACAAGAAGAUUAUUUAUCGCAGACAUGAUACGAAUUUUUACAAAUUGUAGAUUAUAUAACAGUCUUGAUACCGAUUAUUAUCGUUGUGCCAGUGCUUUGGAAAAGUAUUUUCAGACGCGUAUGAAAGAGAUUGGUUUAUGGGAGAAAUAGAACUUGUGUCGUGUGAUAUGUAAGAAUAUAAAAAAGAUAAUGAAUUGUAUUCAUUAUUUAUUCCCUUAUUAUCUAUUUAGAAUAACUAUUAAUAUUGUCUGUUAAAUUUGGAAAAUUUCAAUCGGGAGCGUCUAUGACUAGAAAUUAAAAUAAAUUUUUCACAAGAUUUUCGAGUUGUAACAUACUUGUAACACAGUAUAUAUUGCGUGAAUAAACUUAAUAAAAAUUCGUAUAUAUUUAA
Messenger RNA from Pogonomyrmex barbatus (red harvester ant), 1086 nucleotides. Its product is annotated as histone acetyltransferase KAT2A-like. Gene Ontology annotation, biological process: chromatin remodeling; positive regulation of transcription by RNA polymerase II. Gene Ontology annotation, molecular function: protein binding; histone H3 acetyltransferase activity. NCBI's taxonomy places the organism in Eukaryota, Metazoa, Arthropoda, Insecta, Hymenoptera, Formicidae. Gene Ontology annotation, cellular component: ATAC complex; nucleus. The record is from RefSeq and is a predicted model, not a curated record.